Molecule: messenger RNA, 1730 nt
Organism: Pteronotus mesoamericanus
Lineage: Eukaryota; Metazoa; Chordata; Mammalia; Chiroptera; Mormoopidae
Gene: ATG4A
Product: autophagy related 4A cysteine peptidase
Exons: 13
Coding region: 47-1243 (398 amino acids)
Molecular function (GO): protein-phosphatidylethanolamide deconjugating activity
Source: RefSeq, a predicted model, not a curated record
CGUAGUCUAGUGGCCGGUGGAAUUGGCCCAGGAUGACAGCUGGAGAAUGGAGUCAGUUUUAUCCAAGUAUGAAAACCAGAUUACUAUUUUCACUGACUACCUAGAAGAAUUUCCAGACACAGAUGAGCUGGUAUGGAUCUUGGGGAAACAGCAUCUCCUUAAAACAGAAAAAUCUAAGCUGUUGUCUGAUAUAAGUGCUCGUCUAUGGUUUACAUACAGAAGGAAAUUUUCACCAAUUGGGGGAACAGGCCCUUCCUCAGAUGCUGGCUGGGGAUGUAUGCUACGCUGUGGACAGAUGAUGCUGGCUCAGGCUCUUAUCUGCAGACACUUGGGAAGGGACUGGAACUGGGAGAAACAAAAAGAACAACCCAAAGAAUACCAGCGGAUCUUACAGUGCUUCUUAGAUAGAAAAGACUGUUGCUAUUCUAUCCAUCAAAUGGCACAAAUGGGUGUAGGAGAAGGGAAGUCAAUUGGUGAAUGGUUCGGACCAAAUACAGUUGCACAGGUAUUAAAAAAACUUGCUUUAUUUGAUGAAUGGAAUUCCUUGGCUGUUUAUGUUUCAAUGGAUAACACAGUGGUCAUUGAAGAUAUCAAAAAAAUGUGUUGCGUCCUUCCCUUGAGUGCUGACAUACCCAGUGAGAGCCCCCACGACCCUCUGAAUGCUCCAAACCACAAUAAGGCCACCUCUGCUUGCUGCCCAAACUGGAAGCCCCUGCUGCUCAUUGUGCCCCUCCGCCUGGGCAUAAACCAAAUCAAUCCUGUCUAUGUUGAUGCAUUCAAAGAGUGUUUUAAGAUGCCACAGUCUUUAGGGGCAUUAGGAGGAAAACCAAAUAACGCCUAUUAUUUCAUAGGAUUCUUAGGUGAUGAGCUCAUUUUCCUGGACCCUCACACAACCCAGACCUUUGUUGACACUGAAGAGAAUGGAACGGUUGAUGACCAGACUUUCCACUGUCUGCAGUCGCCACAGCGAAUGAGCAUUCUGAACUUGGAUCCCUCUGUGGCGUUGGGAUUUUUCUGCAAAGAAGAAAAAGACUUUGAUAGCUGGUGUAACCUUGUUCAGAAGGAAAUUCUAAAGGAAAACUUAAGGAUGUUUGAAUUAGUUCAGAAACAUCCAUCACACUGGCCUCCCUUCGUACCUCCAGCCAAACCAGAGGUGACAACCACCGGGGCAGAAUUCAUUGACUCUACUGAACAACUAGAGGAGUUUGACCUGGAGGAAGAUUUUGAGAUUCUGAGUGUAUAGAAGAAUAGUAGGAACUCAACCUGAGGAGUGUCUUUGAUCUGGUACCAGAAGAACAUGAACUCAUUACAUAAAACUUUUCUAGUCAGCAAGUGCCUGUUAUGCCAACAGCAUACAAACAUGAUAGCAAUCAAUCAUGACUGAGCCAAUCACUGUUUCUCAGAAAACAACAACAACAACAACAACAACAACAACCCCUCCCCAGAAAAAACUAGAACAGUUAUGACAUCUAGGAGCAGAAAGAUUAGUAGUCAUCCCUUGCUUCCCAGUUUGUCUUACAUGGCCACAGCGAACCUGCCACUACUGAAAUGAGGAGGUGGACAUUUGGAAGAUAAAACAGCAGUUCCCAUCUUGCUUCAAGCAUCAGCAGAGGACAUAUGGUUACCUGUGCUUCCUCACCCUUUCAGGUGUGACCUCUUUUGGGCUAAAUACUAAGAAGCAGUCUAUUCCUUUGUUCUAAUAAUAAAGUGAUUACAUCAGGGAGAAAAAA